Molecule: messenger RNA, 2642 nt
Organism: Phasianus colchicus (ring-necked pheasant)
Lineage: Eukaryota; Metazoa; Chordata; Aves; Galliformes; Phasianidae
Source: RefSeq, a predicted model, not a curated record
AUGCGGUCAGGUAGCGGCACGUGGGCACACCGAAAUGUGCUGUUUGCCAGCAGCGGGUACUUCAAGAUGCUCCUUUCGCAGAGCUCCAAGGACACGAGCCAGCCAACUGUAGCCACCUUCGAGGUCUUCUCUCCAGAGACGUUUAUGGUUAUCCUGGACUUUGUGUACUCAGGAAUAUUGCCCCUCACGGGGCAAAACGUGAUAGAGGUCAUGUCAGCAGCCAGCUACCUGCAGAUGACAGACAUCCUCAAUGUCUGUAAGACGUUCAUUAAGUCGUCUCUGGAUAUUAACGAGAAGGAGAAGGAUCACUACCUGGGCCUUUCAGCCAAAGGCACAAACAGUGAACCCGCUCAUGCAUCGCUUUAUCGUUCAAGGAGGAAAGCAAAGAGCAACCCAAGGCGCUCCUAUUCCGUUCCAGACGAAAAGGCAGAUGUGGUGAAUGAGAAUUCCUGGAGCAGUUACAGCACUUAUCUGUCCUCACAGGUGAUCCUUCAGCGGGCGGAAACGCAGCUCUCAAAGAGGGGCAGAAAGCAGGGCUCGGCCAGGAAGCGCCGGAAGCACUUGGGGCUGUCACAGACACGUGAAUUUGUGCAGUGCAGAGCGAGUAAAGCUGAGCGGGCUGAGGGUUGUAAUGCAUCAGAUUGCAGCCACAACUCUCGAGCUAAAGAGGAGGCUGAAUUUGAUGCCGAGAAUGACGUUGAUCGCGAUGAUGAUGGAUAUGAUCAGGAAUCAGGAGUGACACCCAAGAGGUGGUCUGUUGCUCAGCUGGAAGAACUGUCGCAAACUUCUGAGUUCAUGGAAUUAAAAGCAGAAGAACUGUACAGCUCAGUGCCCACAGUGUUAGGUGUUAUGAGUAGUUGGAAUGAAGAUGCCCUGCCUCGCCUGCGCUUCAAGUGCCCGUUCUGCACGCACACGGUGAAGCGCCGCGCUGACCUGAAGCGCCACCUGCGGUGCCACACCGGUGAGCGGCCGUACCCGUGCGAGGCGUGCGGGAAGAGGUUCACCCGGCUGGAGCACCUGCGGAACCACUUCCAGACGAUACAUCAAGCCGGCAAACUCAUCUGCAGGAAGUGCAAGCGCCAGGUGAGCGAGCAGACGGGCUGCGUUGUGCAGCAGGGAACGCGGCGCUACAGGCUGUGCCACAAAUGUCUGACAGGGAGCAGCCCGGAGGGCAGCCCUGAAGGAGCGGGCGCAGAGCACUGCCCUGCCAGCUCCGUGGGGAGCAAACAUUCCAAGUGGGCUUUGGAGGAGGAUCAGAGGUCGGAUGGUGACACAGCGGAGGAGGAGCCGUACGAUUUGGUUGUCCGACGUGGUGCCGAUGGCACCGCAGGCGAGGCGGAUGAAAAGGUGAAGCCAAAUCUUAGGUAGAUAAUUUGUAUAUUCGUUACUGCCGCAUUCAAGAUUAAACUGCUCGCGUUCUACCAGCUAAUUCUGGUUUGUCAGCUUCAUUAAUAUUAAAUGCUGCUAAAAUUCUGUUGCAAGGAGCAAAACGUGGACUCCAAACACCUUGGUUUGUGCUGGUGAACACCCAGCAGCUCCUGAACAUCACCCAGCAGCCACCUACUGCCUGCAACCUGCUAAGGAGCAUUGCUCUGCACUGUGAUAAAGCUUUACUCAGAGCUUCUGUUCACAGUGCAAAUAUAAACCCUUCUACAAGGAAGGUGCUCUGGUGUACAGAUUAAAAACAAACGAGCAAGCAGCUAUGGAUAAUUUGCUUUGGGAAAGUCUUACAAAAGUAAGCAUCUAAGAAGUGUAAAACAUUUUUGUUGCCAGCAUAAUUAACGCAUAUAUACGCUUAGGAAGUUUCUUAAAAAGGAGUGAGAAAAACGGAAUCGUUCCCGCUCUCGUUUUAAAGGGUUGUGCAGGAGGAACAGCCGCCCCCCCACAGCUCUGCCUGCUACGGCCCGCGGCGCCGUCGCCUCAGGCUCUGUGGAAGGCAGCCUCGCACUCGACGCCUGAUUGGCUAUUCCCAGUCACCUGACCCGGCUAGCCAAUGAGGUGGCGAAGCGGCCGCUGAAGCCCGGGGCGGUGGCAGUGCGUUUUCCCGCCAACCGCUGCGCUCUGGGGGCUUCGCCAAGGGGCGGGGCGGCGCAGGGCCGGGCCUCGCUCCUUCCUCACAGCCCGGCACCGGGGAGCCCCGGGGUUCGUCCUGAGUGAAAAUCCUCGCUUCUGUACACUUGGCAAACGAAUGCAUCUCCAACCUUAUUUAAAGGAGGGUUUUCUCACCGUAGUGGAGAACAAAGCAUAAAUACAAUUGAUUAAACUCAAACACCAGCAGCAAAAAUUACUCACACAGAAGAUCUUCCAGUCAACAGAUUUUAUUUUAUCCCUUUAAAACCUGAUUUAAAAUGACUUUACAACAAAACAGAGGUGAGGCACUCAGGUUUAGCACAGGGCAGACCCCCCCACCCCCAAGGCACUGCUGCUGAGAUCUGACACAGCUGGCUCUCAUUUGUGUUUAAUUGUCCUUUCUGAAAGAACAAAAGGAAGCAGAUCCAAACUGCCUUCUAAAAGAGGAGAUUCUGCUCUCACAAGGCUUAGAUAGGAGCAGACCUGCAGAGAAUCGACCAACCUCUUUUUUCAGCGCCAACAAAAGCUGUCUCUACUUUUCCCAGCCAUAACAUGCUGCAAGGAUUCCAUUG